GUGGUUACAGUUGGAACGGUGAGGACUACAGGUGUGUCUAACGCUGUAAUGUGGUUCAAUCGUAAAACCAGCAAAAAUCAAAAACUCUGGUCUAUUGGCGAUGGUGCACCUUUGAAUAUUUUGGAUCUGGUGUGCUGUAUAUUAUUUUUAGGACUUUGGGUUGGUGAAUAUAUCGCUGACGAGCAGCAAUGGUAUUUUCAAACGGAAAAACGAAAAGUGAUUGCCGCCAGUAGUUCUAAAACAAUACCUAUAAUACUUGAGAGAAAUUAUUCAUUAGGUUUUUUAUGUAAUGGACUAUUUCGUUAUUCUAGGCACCCAAAUUAUUUUUGUGAAAUUGGACUUUGGUGGACAUUCUAUAUUUUUUCAAUUGCUGCCGGUGGUAAAGAAUGGAUCUUCAAUUGGUCUAUAAUUGGUGUCAUUAAUUUGACAAUUUUAAUGUAUGCAUCCACCAUUUUUACCGAGAGUAUCUCGAGGAAGAAAUAUCCAAUGUAUAAAGAAUAUCAGAAAACUACUAGUAUGUUAAUUCCAUGGUUUUCAGGUCCUGAUCUCAUAAGGAAAACGACAUAA
Molecule: messenger RNA, 567 nt
Organism: Dentiscutata heterogama
Lineage: Eukaryota; Fungi; Glomeromycota; Glomeromycetes; Diversisporales; Gigasporaceae
Source: the annotation of a GenBank genome assembly